Molecule: messenger RNA, 993 nt
Organism: Syzygium oleosum
Lineage: Eukaryota; Viridiplantae; Streptophyta; Magnoliopsida; Myrtales; Myrtaceae
Product: protein MOTHER of FT and TFL1
Exons: 4
Coding region: 134-652 (172 amino acids)
Biological process (GO): positive regulation of seed germination; response to abscisic acid
Source: RefSeq, a predicted model, not a curated record
AUUUAUCCAUAGAGCCCAAAGUGUUUGAGUCUCUGUGUGUGUGUUCUUGGAGGUUCUUUUGACCACAAAAUUCUGUGCUUGUCUGUCUGCGUGGUUUGAUCAUCUUGAACUGCAUUUCCGUGGGGUAAGCAAAAUGGCUUCGUCCGUCGAUCCACUGGUGGUGGGUCGCGUGAUCGGCGACGUGGUCGACAUGUUUGUGCCGAGCGUGAGCAUGUCCGUGAGCUACGGCUCGAAGCACGUCACCAACGGCUGCGACAUCAAGCCCUCCAUCUCGGUCAACGCCCCCAAAAUCAGCAUCUCCGGCCACCCGGACGAGCUCUACACCUUGGUGAUGGUGGAUCCUGAUGCACCGAGCCCUAGUGAGCCAAGCAUGCGAGAGUGGAUCCACUGGAUCGUGGUUGAUAUCCCUGGAGGCACAAACCCUAACCGAGGAAAAGAGAUAUUAACCUAUGUGGGGCCGCGCCCACCGGUGGGGAUCCACCGCUACAUCCUGGUGCUGUUCCAGCAAAAGACUCCCAUCGGCCACAUCGACCACCCCAACUCCCGCGCCAACUUCAACACCCGCCUCUUCGCCGCCCACCUCGACCUCGGCCUCCCCGUGGCCACCGUCUACUUCAACUCCCAGAAGGAGCCCGCCAACCGCCGCCGCUGACAUCCGAGAGAGAAGCCGCGAGGGCCGGCCGGCGAGGGAAAAGCCGGCGUGGGAAAAGCCUAAAGGUGCGGGCGGUUAUGGUUAUGGAGUCUUAAUUAAGCGUUGAACCUUUUAAUGUAUGCCGUGUUUGGUUGCGUAUUAUUGCUAAUAAUAUGUCUAGGCGUCCUUAUAAUUACUAUGAGGAAGUGAAGGAGGGAGAGAGGGGACAGGGAGAGAUCGAAUUAUGAUAUUUGAAGCGUGUAUCGAGGAGUGAAGUCUUCUUGCGCUCUCCAAGUGUAGGCAAUUGAGCAAAAAAGAAGAAAGGAGUCAUGGAUUUCUAUAUAAAUCUUAUUAUAUUAUAA